Ilyonectria robusta is the source of this 2778-nucleotide messenger RNA. RefSeq names its product beta-lactamase-like protein. Gene Ontology annotation, biological process: mRNA 3'-end processing by stem-loop binding and cleavage. Gene Ontology annotation, cellular component: mRNA cleavage and polyadenylation specificity factor complex. Lineage: Eukaryota; Fungi; Ascomycota; Sordariomycetes; Hypocreales; Nectriaceae. The coding region runs from base 190 to 2682 and encodes 830 amino acids. The record is from RefSeq and is a predicted model, not a curated record. The transcript is spliced from 4 exons. Gene Ontology annotation, molecular function: 5'-3' exonuclease activity; RNA binding; RNA endonuclease activity.
CUUUUCAACCACAGAUGGGUACCUAGCCUCAUUGUAGCGCGAACCUCUAUCCCUUCACGUGCAUUGCUGCUCGUCGCAUUGCGCAAAGGUUCAGAUUCUUUCGCGCGCGGUCCAAGGGACUGCUGAACUAACAUUUCAGUGAUUUUUUCUCUACUGAUGUGAGCAGUAGCGCAACACCAAGUCGCGACCAUGGCGUCCAAGCGAAAGGCGGCCGCGAUGAACGCGGCGGUCACGGAGGAGCCUGUAGAUCCGUCCGACGAGCUCAUGUUCCUUUGCCUGGGAGGCGGCAACGAAGUCGGGCGAUCAUGCCACAUCAUUCAGUACAAGGGAAAGACGGUCAUGCUCGACGCCGGCCAGCAUCCCGCCUAUGAUGGUCUUGCCGCGCUGCCGUUCUACGACGACUUUGAUCUCAGCACUGUCGACGUGCUCCUCAUCAGCCAUUUCCACGUCGACCACGCGGCCUCAUUGCCGUACGUCCUUGCAAAGACCAACUUCCGGGGGCGCGUCUUCAUGACCCAUCCUACUAAGGCUAUUUACAAGUGGCUUAUCCAGGAUAGUGUCCGAGUGGGCAACACAUCCUCGAACCCAACCUCACAGCCCGUUUAUACGGAGCAAGACCAUCUGAACACUUUCCCCCAGAUUGAAGCUAUCGACUAUCAUACUACCCAUACCAUUUCCUCCAUCCGAAUUACUCCCUACCCUGCCGGCCAUGUGCUCGGAGCGGCCAUGUUCCUCAUCGAGAUCGCCGGUCUCAACAUCUUCUUCACUGGCGAUUACUCUCGUGAACAGGAUCGACAUCUUGUUUCCGCCGAGGUCCCUAAAGGCGUCAAGAUUGAUGUCCUCAUUACAGAGUCGACCUACGGCAUUGCCUCGCACGUUCCACGUCUUGAAAGAGAACAGGCCCUUAUGAAGUCCAUUACCUCCAUUCUCAACCGUGGAGGUCGCGUUCUCAUGCCCGUGUUCGCGCUGGGACGAGCUCAGGAGCUGCUGCUCAUUCUUGACGAGUACUGGGGCAAGCAUGCCGAGUUUCAACGGUAUCCUAUCUACUAUGCCAGUAACCUGGCGCGAAAGUGUAUGCUGGUCUACCAGACGUACGUCGGCGCUAUGAACGACAACAUCAAGCGCCUGUUCCGAGAGCGCAUGGCCGAGGCAGAAGCCUCUGGCGACGGAGCCGGCAAGGGUGGUCCCUGGGACUUCAAGUAUAUCCGUUCCCUUAAGAACCUCGAUCGUUUCGAUGAUGUAGGUGGCUGUGUAAUGCUCGCCAGUCCUGGUAUGCUUCAGAACGGUGUCAGUCGAGAGUUGCUGGAACGAUGGGCCCCAAGCGAGAAGAACGGCGUCAUUAUCACUGGUUACAGCGUCGAGGGCACCAUGGCCAAGCAGAUUAUGCAGGAGCCCGAUCAAAUCCAGGCCGUCAUGUCUCGCAGCAUGGCCGGCGCUCGCCGAGCACCUGGUGGCGACGGCGAGAAGGUUCUUAUCCCGCGACGGUGCAGCGUUGCUGAAUAUUCCUUUGCUGCCCAUGUUGAUGGCGUCGAAAACCGCGAGUUCAUCGAGGAGGUAGCAGCGCCAGUUGUGAUUCUCGUCCACGGCGAGCAGCACAACAUGAUGCGUCUCAAGUCUAAACUUCUCUCCCUCAAUGCUAGCAAAACCGCAAAGGUCAAGGUCUUCUCGCCGCGCAACUGCGAGGAGCUCCGCAUCCCAUUCAAGGCCGACAAGACAGCAAAGGUCGUCGGCAAGCUCGCUUCCAUUCAGCCCCCUCUGGGAGCCGACUCCGACUUGGUAGGAACAGCACCGCUCGUUACCGGUGUGCUCGUCCAGAACGAUUUCAAGCUCUCACUCAUGGCGCCCGAGGACCUGCGCGAGUAUGCAGGCCUCAACACCACCACCAUCACCUGCAAACAGCGGCUGACACUGAGCGCUGCGGGCGUGGACCUCGUUCGAUGGGCGCUCGAGGGCACAUUCGGCACUAUUGAGGAGCUGCCAGAGAUGCGCCACGGCAAGAAUGGCCAGUCUAAUGGGGACGACGCCGAAAUGGACGAUGGCAACAUCAAGCCCGAGGAGGCUGAUGAAGAGGUCGCAAGCCUCGUCGCGGCAUACCUUGUCAUGGGCUGCGUGGCCGUUCGAUACCGCACCAACGGCGAAGUCGAGCUCGAGUGGGAGGGCAACAUGCUCAACGACGGCAUCGCUGACUCCGUCAUGGCCGUCCUCUUCUCCGUCGAGAGCUCACCAGCCGCCGUGAAGCGUUCAUCCGCCAAGCACUCGCACGAGCUGCCCGCCAAGAACCCGCACCGCACCCCGAGCCCCGAGGAGCGCCUCGAACGCCUCCUGUGGUUCCUCGAGGCCCAGUUUGGCCAGGACAACGUCGCCCCCGUCGCGAUGCCCAAGCUGCCGCCGCUGGCCAAGGACGAGGAUGCCAAGGCCAAGGAGGAGCCUGAAGAUGAGCAUGCGAUGAAGGUUGAGAACGAUGAUGCGGAUACGGAGCUCGAAGAGCGGCAGCGCAAGGAGAUCGAACGGCUUCACAAGAUUGGCAUUCCCGUCCCCGGCGUGUCAAUCAAGGUGGACAGAAUGGCUGCGACAGUAUGGUUGGAGGACCUCGAGGUGGAAUGUACCAACAAGAUCUUUGCGGACAGAGUCAGGGCGGUGGUGGAGCGAGCUGUCGAGGUGACCGCUCCUCUUUGGGGUUAAAACGUUUGGAGCCAAGGGCAAACAUAUCACAAUACAGUUAUUUUGUAUUUGGUUGAGCGAAAAUCAGGAGGCAAAUGGACUAUGGCACAAGCUAGU